Molecule: messenger RNA, 282 nt
Organism: Drosophila takahashii
Lineage: Eukaryota; Metazoa; Arthropoda; Insecta; Diptera; Drosophilidae
Gene: Dso1
Product: Daisho1
Source: RefSeq, a predicted model, not a curated record
CGUUCUGCAGUUGGGCAUCAGUGUCUCACUUGAACUACCAAGCUAAUAAGCUACCAAAAAACCAACAAACCACCAAAAUCAACAUGAAGUUCUUCCAAGCCGCCGCCCUUCUCUUGGCCAUGUUCGCCGCCCUCGCCAAUGCUGAGCCCGUUCCCCAACCUGGAACCGUGCUCAUCCAGACCGACAACACCCAGUACAUCCGCACCGGUUAGAACUGCAGGAAAAUUUUGACUAUGUGUUUACCCAUAUGGAUUCUUAAAUAAAAAAAAUUAAAUUACAAAA